Caenorhabditis angaria is the source of this 581-nucleotide messenger RNA. NCBI's taxonomy places the organism in Eukaryota, Metazoa, Nematoda, Chromadorea, Rhabditida, Rhabditidae. The record is from the annotation of a GenBank genome assembly.
AUGAAGAUCCUAUGCUUGCUGCUCCUAUGUGGAUUAGCAAUUUCUCAAAAACUUGAGACACUUUCCGCAUAUCAAGGCGUGACGAAUCCGGAGAACUGUUAUCGUGCUGGAUGGAAUAAAGUGGCCAAACUGAGAAUCUAUACACAACAAGAACUGGAUGAUGUUAAGACCGCAGUUAAGGUAACUAACUUUCCAGGAAAAAUUUUUCCCACAGUCCCAGCUUUCAGACGUGCAUUGGUCAGCAAGCUCUAGUUAACCCAAAAAUCGAGGCGGUGAAAGAGAAACUAAUCGAAAAAAUCUACGAAGGAAUCCAUUUCCGAGCUGUCAAAACUCCCGAAUGUUAUCAAAAAAUGAUAGCUGAUGGUUUGAAGAACACCGAAUGUUGGAAGAAAGGAAUAGAUCCUGAAGAUCGUUGUAGCAAGGAUUUCGGAACUAAAUCAUGUCGAAUUCAAUAUAUGAAUGAGAGUUGUGGAAAACAGUAUUUUGAGGAUUACAAGGAGCUUAUUCGAUUCGUUGAUAAGAAACCUCUUCAUCCAUGUGUCGUCACAGUUCUUAGAUAUGGUCAAUUAAAAGCGAGCUAG